AGCAUUUUGUGUUGUGUUGAUAGUUCUCCUUUAUCCUGUCUAAGCUUGAAAAAGGAUAAACAAACAUGGCGGCACUUGAAUCAUCACUAAACCUCUCAUACUUCCACAUCUCAUCUUCUCCAAACCCACAAUUACAAUUCCCCACGAAAUCAAAUCUUGCAAUCCGACUUCCCAUUUCUACCCCCAAAAUCAUCUUUAAAACGCCCCUUCCAAUAUCAGCCAUCCAACAAGAACUUUCAGUAGCAGAAGAACAUGAAGAAGAAGAACAGCAACCCCAGAAAGAAGAUAACAAAAGGAAGCUUUUUGUUCUCAAUCUUCCAUGGUCUUUCACUGUUGUUGAUGUCAAGAAUUUCUUUGGUGAAUGUGGAAAUGUAGCAGAUGUUGAGAUAAUAAAAAGGGAGGAUGGGAAGAGAGGAUUUGCGUUUGUUACCAUGUCAUCUGGAGAUGAGGCUCUGGCUGUAAUCAAGAAGUUCGAUUCCCAUGAACUGUUGGGUAGGAUUAUCAAGAUUGAAUAUGCAAAGCAGUUCAAGAAACCUACGCCUCGAUCUCCCGGUUCGCCACACUCGAGCGAGACAUGCCAUAAGUUGUUUGUGUCAAAUCUUGCAUGGAAAGUUAGGGCUUCAAAUCUUAAACAAUUCUUUGUCGAUUUCAACCCUGUUUCCACCAGGGUAGUUUUUGGCCCAUCAGGAAGCUCUGCUGGAUAUGGGUUUGUCUCAUUCGCGUCAAAAGAAACAGCCGAAUCCGCUGUAUCAACCUUGAACGGGAAGGAAUUGCUUGGGAGGCCUAUUAUUUUAAAAUUUAGCGAAAAGUCUAGUGAUAAUUCUGGAAUUAAUGCGGAAAUCAAAACCCCCUUUGACGAACAACAUGGCGAAUUGUAGAUUAUCCGGUUGAGUGUAACUAGUAUAAGAAGCAGUGAAGGUUUUGUAUUCUAUUAGUGAUGUCGAUUUUUAAGAUUUUUGGUUUGGAUAUCGGGCUCAAGUGAGAUUAAUCAUAUGAAUUAAGUGUUGUUUAGAAUUGUAAACCCACCAAAUAAACCCUUUCACCAACUUAUUUAGAA
Messenger RNA from Helianthus annuus (common sunflower), 1057 nucleotides. Its product is annotated as 33 kDa ribonucleoprotein, chloroplastic. Lineage: Eukaryota; Viridiplantae; Streptophyta; Magnoliopsida; Asterales; Asteraceae. The record is from RefSeq and is a predicted model, not a curated record. The transcript is spliced from 4 exons. Gene Ontology annotation, molecular function: mRNA binding. Bases 66 to 878 code for a protein of 270 amino acids. Gene Ontology annotation, cellular component: cytosol.